UGGUUUUAAAAAAGUGUUCUUUCGAAAUCCAAUUGAUUGGCAUCCGAAAAAAAGAAUCUAAACUAAUUUUCCGUUGAGUGAUUCCGUUUUAACGAUAACAAAAGGGUUCUGGGACCCCAUGCUUAACUCCUUCUUGGGCGUCGCAUAAAAGGUGACACACACACCUUUGUGACACGGAUACGGACACGGAUACGUAUUCAACAAAGACACAAUAGAUAGAAAAAAAAAAGAAACAAAACAGCUACGCUGCUAUUGUUAUUUAAUCUAACCUUGGCGAGUGCGCAAUUUUUGGGCCUGUCGUCGAAGGCUGCUUAUCGGCCAUGUGCCACCAUCGCAGCCGCAAAGGAUACGCCAGACAGUAUUAAUAACGCAUUGAUAGGAGUAGGCGUCUGAUUUGGUUUUUUUCUCGCUUUUGUUUUGGUUAGAGGGGGUUCUGUGUUUGGUUUGGUUUGGCGAGGGUCUCGAGUUUCGGAUCGAGUCCGCAAUUAAUCGACAACAGCAGCCGACAGCUAGCAUGUUGCAGGGCGUCGCCAUCACCAUCGCCAACGACAGCAACGAUGAUGGCCUCAAUCAAUCAUUCAUGGCUCAUGUGUCGCCCAGUCCCAAUCAGAGUACCAAUCCCAUUGCCAACAUAGCACUACCGGCGAAUCCUAGCGCGAGCCCCGAGCUGUUGCUCCUGAAGAAUGACAAAUUCCUAACACAUGUUGCCCAUCUGCUGAACAUAACGACCGAGAAUCUCUCAAAUCUUUUGGGCUCCGGCAACGGGACAAAUGCCAGCACAAUGGCAUCGGAUUCUCCGGGGGAUGAGUCCCUGACCCUGCGCACCGCCUUCACCAUUUGCUACGCCCUCAUUUUUGUGGCUGGCGUUCUGGGGAACCUGAUCACCUGCAUUGUUAUCUCGCGAAACAACUUUAUGCACACGGCAACCAACUUCUAUCUGUUUAACCUGGCGGUUUCCGAUCUGAUACUGUUGCUUUCCGGCAUUCCACAGGAGCUGUACAACCUUUGGUUUCCCGACAUGUAUCCCUUUACCGAUGCGAUGUGCAUCAUGGGAAGUGUGCUCUCGGAAAUGGCUGCCAAUGCCACGGUUCUCACAAUCACCGCCUUCACAGUGGAGAGGUACAUCGCCAUAUGCCAUCCUUUCAGGCAGCACACCAUGUCAAAAUUGUCGCGCGCCAUUAAAUUUAUAUUUGCCAUUUGGCUGGCAGCCUUCCUUCUGGCUCUGCCCCAAGCCAUGCAAUUUUCGGUGGUCUACCAGAAUGGCGGAUACUCCUGCACGAUGGAGAACGACUUUUAUGCCCAUGUGUUUGCCGUCUCGGGAUUUAUAUUCUUUGGCGGACCCAUGACGGCAAUUUGCGUACUAUAUGUCCUGAUCGGUGUGAAGCUGAAAAGGAGCCGUCUGCUGCAGUCGUUACCGAGGAGAGCCUACGACGCCAACCGGGGACUGAAUGCCCAGGGCCGAGUCAUCAGAAUGUUGGUAGCUGUAGCCGUCGCCUUUUUCCUGUGCUGGGCUCCUUUUCAUGCCCAGCGCCUGAUGGCCGUGUACGGGCUUUCUCUGAUUAAUAUAGGCAUCAGCCGGGACGCCUUCAACGAUUACUUCCGGAUACUUGAUUACACAUCCGGCGUGCUCUACUUUCUCUCCACCUGCAUCAAUCCGCUGCUCUACAACAUCAUGAGCCACAAGUUUCGCGAGGCUUUCAAGAUCACUUUGACGCGUCAAUUUGGUUUGGCCAGAAACCACCAUCACCAGCAGAGCCAGCACCACCAGCACAACUACAGCGCCCUGCUCCGUCAGAACGGUUCAAUGCGUCUACAACCGGCCAGCUGUAGUGUUAACAACAAUGCCCUCGAGCCCUAUGGUUCCUAUCGAGUGGUGCAGUUCCGUUGCCGGGACGCUAGCCAUCAACUGUCGAUGCAGGACAGCAUUCGCACCACCACCACCACCACCACGAUAAACAGCAACAGCUUGGGUCAGCCGGGAAAUGGAGUGGGCGGCAUCGGGGGCGUGGGCGGUGGUCGGCGGAACCGGAAACAGGAUUUCUACGGUCCAGUUCCGGGAAGCGCAGUGCCCCACCGGAUGCUCCAAGCCCAGGUAUCGCAGCUCUCGUCCCUGGGGGACGCCAACUCGCUAUUAGAAUCCGAAGCAGUGGACAGACAUUACUCCGCUGGACGCGCCAAGAGAGCUCUUUUGGCCACCAAGAGUGGGGCUCUAUUGGUCACUCCCCCGCAGAACGUGGAAUCGCCCGAACUCAGUCAACCGGCAACCCGCCUCAAAUUGUCCCGUGUGAUUAGCCGCAGGGACGAAGCCAGCAGUCACAGUCUGCCGGACCCGGAGACCUUGUCCGGCUCCGGAGGAACUGGUGUGAGUCGCAGCUCCCGCAAGUUUCCAUGGCGAAAGCGAAGGCAGAAGCCGGAGGAUCCAGCCAGUGAUGGACUGGGCUUCGGGUCGCCCAAAUCCCAGUGAUGGCCACUGGCCAAUAUCUAGAGUUAUGCAUAGUUAGGUCCCGUUUAGUUAGCGCAAUAAACUUUCUGAUCUGUAAAUA
Messenger RNA from Drosophila bipectinata, 2543 nucleotides. It is a transcript of the gene PK2-R1, whose product is annotated as Pyrokinin 2 receptor 1. Gene Ontology annotation, molecular function: neuropeptide receptor activity. The record is from RefSeq and is a predicted model, not a curated record. Gene Ontology annotation, biological process: neuropeptide signaling pathway. Lineage: Eukaryota; Metazoa; Arthropoda; Insecta; Diptera; Drosophilidae. Gene Ontology annotation, cellular component: plasma membrane.